This is a messenger RNA of Amyelois transitella, 4424 nucleotides long. It is a transcript of the gene Appl, whose product is annotated as amyloid-beta-like protein. The transcript is spliced from 17 exons. Gene Ontology annotation, biological process: central nervous system development; axonogenesis. Gene Ontology annotation, cellular component: neuron projection; neuronal cell body; membrane. Gene Ontology annotation, molecular function: heparin binding; transition metal ion binding. The record is from RefSeq and is a predicted model, not a curated record. NCBI's taxonomy places the organism in Eukaryota, Metazoa, Arthropoda, Insecta, Lepidoptera, Pyralidae. The coding region runs from base 64 to 2475 and encodes 803 amino acids.
GUUUCUGGCGUGUGAUACUAACGUCAGUAGCUGUGCUGGAUACGAGACACCGCGGCCGCAAAAAUGUCGCGCGCCGUGCUUUUUAUUAGUGUUUUUACCGUAUUUUUGGACGUCCUGCAUGCUGGACAGGCGAGUACGGGCGCGGAGCCUCAAGUGGCGGUGCUAUGCGAGGCCGGCUCCACGUACCACCCGCAGUACAUGUCGUCCGCGGGCCGGUGGACGCCAGACCUUACCACCAAGCCGCACAACUGUCUGAAGGACAAGAUGGAGAUCCUGGAUUACUGCAAAAAGGUUUACCCGAGUCACGACAUCACCAACAUCGUGGAGGCUUCCCACUACGUCAAGGUCAGCAACUGGUGCAAGUUGGGGACGGGCAACGCGGCCAAGUGCAAGACCACGCGGUGGGUCAAGCCAUUCCGCUGUCUUGAAGGUCCAUUCCAAUCGGACGCGCUCCUGGUCCCUGAGAGCUGUCUCUUCGACCACAUCCACAACCAGAGCCGGUGUUGGCAGUUCGCCAGGUGGAACGCCACUGCGGGCCGCGCCUGCGCACAGCGGGGCCUGAGGCUGAGGACCUUCGCCAUGCUUCUGCCAUGUGGGAUCAGCCUGUUCUCAGGAGUCGAGUUCGUAUGCUGCCCUAAGCAUUUUAAGGAAAACGUUAAACUGCAUAAGCCCAUGGACGUUGGCGUGCCAGUCAGCCCUGGCGGUGAAGAGAUGUUAGCAGCUUCGGCAGCUAUGGAUGAACGUGAUGAUGACCUUCUGGAUGACGAUGAUGCCCUCGAUGAUGACGACGAUGAUGACACACUCAACCUCAGCGAUGAUGAUGAUGACGACGACACUGAUGACGAUAUGGACGAAGAUGAAGAUGCAGAUUUAUCUCGAGACGAUGAUGCAGAGGACGAUGAUUACACAGACGGUGACGACAACGCGUGGCCACGACCUGAUUCUUCACCAGCACCUUCCACGACUACUACCAGCACUACAACUUCUACUACGACUACGGCUUCAACGGCGACGUCUGAUCCUUAUUUCUCCCACUUCGAUCCGCGCACCGAACAUCAGAGCUACAAAGACGCCCAACAACGACUCGAAGAAACCCACCGUGAAAAGAUCACCAAAGUGAUGAAAGAGUGGUCGGAGCUUGAAGACCGGUACCAGCAGAUGAUGGCCAGCGAGCCGGCCGCCGCGCAGACCUUCCGCCAGCGCAUGACUGCCAAGUUCCAAGCCAAUGUACAGACUUUGGAAGAAGAAGGCGUUGCUGAGCGUCGUCGAUUGGCUGCUCUGCAUCAACAAAGAGUGUUGGCGCACCUCGCUCAACGUCGCCGCACCGCGCUCGCUUGCUACACCCGCUCUUUGAGAGACACUCCACCAAAUGCCCACCGUGUCCAGAAGUGUCUCCAGCGUUUAGUCCGAGCGCUUGCAGCGGAACGCAGCGGAGCCAUCGCUGCAUGGCGCCGCGCUGCAGCUGCUGGAAGGGAGGCUGCAGCCGCUGAGCGGGCCAGUGCUGCUGAUAGACUACAGGACGCCGACCGCGCUCUUCAGCGCGCUCUCACCGCACUUCGCCGCCGACAACAUUUGUAUGCCAACAUCGGUACAGCUAUCGAGGACUAUGUUCAGUCAAUGCAAUCCAAGGACGACAUGGCUGUGUCUUUGAUGUCAAUGACCCCCGAAGCCGAAGAGCUGUUGUUGGACCGCAUCGAGGCGGAGGUCCAGCGGGAACAAGCGGCCAGGGAACAGAUUAGUGCUAAACGAGACCAACGCACGAGGCAGAGGCAGGACAUCCAGAGUGAAAGGGCUAAGACAUCAAACGGCGUGAAAGAGAGCGACGAAAUCGACGAUGAGGCCAGCGAAGUGAGUGAGGGAGACGAGACUACUUCUCUGCCGACCACCCACAAUGCGCCUUCCUCUGCUGCUGCUUCGCCGUCGUCACAUCUGACCGAUGCUUCUGUCCCGGUCAAUGACGUCACUACCAGGGCUUCUUAUGCGCAGGAGUCUACUACUACGGAACUGAUAACCAGCACGGUGACGGAGGCUCAAGAGAGCGAGACUCCGGAGAUUGCUGACAUCGGGGAAACUUCUAGUCGGCGAUCCACGAGCGAGACGGAAGGCGAAGGUCUCCGCGCGGCGCUGGAGCACGCGGAGGAGCGCGCGCCGCCGCCGCCCGCGCAUGCGCUGAAACACGAGUUGCAGCACUCGCAGCCUGGCUACACGGUCCGCGGCGCGGGCGCAUCAUCCAGCGGCGGCGGCGCCGGCGCCCUGUACCCCGCGCUGUGCGUGGGCGGCGCGGGGCUCGCGGCCGCGGCCUGCGUCGCCCUGGCUGUCGCGCGGCGCCGCGACCGCGCCCCCGCCGCUAUGGGCUUCGUGCAGGUGGAGCAGACAGGCGCAGUGGCCCCCACUCCUGAAGAGCGACACGUGGCCAACAUGCAGAUUAACGGCUACGAGAACCCCACCUACAAGUACUUCGAGGUCAAGGAGUAAAUCCCUCCCCCAACCCCCCACUUCAGAUGUCCUCCCACUGGAACCUUUUUGCAGGAACUACUUAUAAGUUUUGUUUCUUUGUGUCUCUAAGGAGUUUUGUUGUGUCAUCUUUUGUUUUAAAAUGACGACAGCGGGAGGAAAGAAUCAUCAAUUUAAUUUUAUAAGCUUUGUGUGAUUAGUCGAAAAUUUUGUUUGCGACAACUCGCAGUCAGUCAAACAAUACUUAAGGUUAAGUGAUAUGCUUUUAUAUUCUGUUAAUUUUUUGGCACCAAAAUAUUUAUUAUCAUUUAAGAUUUAGGUCUAAGUUCUUGUCUAGUGUCCUAGGAGUCAUAAGUGUCACAUUGUAGUCGAGUUUUUAAAUUAAGUUUUCGGCCCGCUGCCCCCCGGUAACGUCGAGUGGUUCCUUUUAUAUGUCUUGUAACCUUUCGAUGCAUGUCAUUAUAAUUUAAUUCACGAUGAUCUCAUUUUUUUAUUUUUUAUAUUUUAAUUAAGACCUUUGGAUGCUACCGGCGGGGCGAGCGGAACAAACGUCCAUGGUACGCUGUGUACAUAGGCUCCGCGUACAAAUUUGAACCUAAAUUACUUACUCAUAAAGCCCGCUUUCGUUUCCUUUUCUAACGUAGGUAGAUCAUAACGUGAAUUUUAUGUAAUAAAAUGCGAAAAUAUAUUUUAAUAAUUAAUGUGUAUUUAGCGAAGGGACGGCGGCCAAGCCGGCGCGGGGGAACUCUAGUCUUCUCUAGUCAUUACCUCAGCUUGCGUAGGAGCUCUUUUUGUGUAUAGUGAUUUGAUCUCUGUUUUUCAAUGGAUCAGUCCCCUUCGCUUCCUUGUCAACUGUAUCUAUCUCUUCGUUCUCCCGCGGGACGAUGAUACCCGUCGUGAGACGCCGUGUACUCAAAGUGUGGUUAAUAUCUAGAAGAUAAUCGAUUUGCAAAGCGGAGUUUUACCAUAGAGCCUUCAAAAAUCGAACAGAGAAAGCGGUGCUAUUGGUCGACUCUUGCGCAUAUCCGCUACUUUCAGCUCUGUGGGACAUUAAAACGUAUCAAAUAUAACAUGUGACCGCUUUGUUCUAGUCAAGUUUGUGAGGUAAAUUUCAGGCGUUUUCGGCUAACGGUUGUGUACGCACAUUGGGUACUCGGGCAAGGUGAAUAAGCUUAGUGAGUGAAUGUACGGUUAAUAUAUAAGUAGAUGUACAAAAAGUAAUACAUUAUAUAGAUGUUUUAGCGUCAGAUACAUAGAUAUAAAGCAAAAUAUAAUUAUAUAUCGCAUUCGUCCGUAUAAAGUAAGGGCUUGCGCUCGUGUCUAAUCCCACGUACCACACUUAAUGUUACGUCGUAGUUAAGAUGUAAUUCUGCCUCAGUAUUAUAUACAUUUAAGCUUAUUUGUUACAUAAGCUAAUUUAUAUACACAAUUUAUAUUUAUUUACGGGCGCAGUGGCGUUGCUACAAUUUGAAGUCAUAUCAGAUGCGUCACGGCGUUUUACGCUUAUUUUGUUGCGAUGCGUGAAUACGAUCAGCGAAUGAAAAGCAAUGUAACGUUUGGUAUUAAAUAAUACCGGGAUAGGAUAAGAGAUGGCGCGCUGAUCGAAUUGCAUCGCGAUGAAGUGAGCGGAGCAGACGCCCGCCCGUGGCUUGUACGGCAUUUACAUAAGUUACUCACUGUAUUUUAACGUAAGUUUAAUCCCGCAUCAAGUAUCCGCUGUGUAUUUUUACUAAUGAUAAUAAACAAGCCGAACACUUAUUUUUUUAUCAAACUUUUGCUCAAAAGUCAGUCCCUUUUUGUCAACACAGUUUUUGUCGAUAACGUUAUUCGUCGUUUGUCAACUAUAUCGAUGUUAGUUGUGCAUGAACCCAGUUUCCGUGUUCCCUAUCACUGUUUCACGUAUUUUGAUAAGUAAAUAAAAUAAUGGUUUGAUGAAAUUUGUGUUUACUGUGCUGCAUUUCAUUGUGAGU